UCAAGUAGAUAGACGCAUAAACGUGACGGAAGAGUACACGACGUCACUUCGAUGCUUGGUGGAGGAAAAUGAUAGCCAGCACCAGCACAAUCGGAAUCACAAGCAGAAUAGGAUACGAUGGGGGGUGAAGAGGCCCCAUGAUCAAUGGCAGAAACAAUACUGAGGCUGCCACAACCAAACACAGCAAUAUGGCUACCAUGCUGCAGUCAUUUAGUUGGUCCAUCCUAACUUCAAACUUCUUCAAACUUCAAACUAACAAUGUAUGUGUGUUGUGUGUUGAAUUUGAAUAAAAGUUUCCAUGGAAGGAGUGAGGAACCCCAUGGACGUUGGUGUAUAUAUAACGUUCAUGGUAUCUUUUGGUGUAGGGUUACAACGUUUGGCUAGUUAGGGAUGCAUGCAAACUGAUUAUGAAAGUACCCUUUCGCAUGUAAUGUACAGUCGCUUCAUUAUACGGUGGAAGGAAGGCAACUGUUGCCGGACGGAAGGGUGCGUCGGAUCGGAACAAGCCCAUUUCCGUUUGACGUAUGGGCCAUAAAAGCCCACUGGAUUCGGUAAUCGCAUUAUGCUGUCGAGCGGUGAAGAGACCAUUUAUUACCGGGCUCCUCGUUCAACCCGCUUUGCCACGGCUGAAACUAUCAGAGAUCAACAUGAGGCUGGCUGAGAUCAACCACACCAAGAAUAGCGCUGCUAUCACCAACAAUGGUGCUGCUGCUGCUACUACUGAUGAGAAUGAAUGCAUUGUGCGAGAGCAAGACCGUUUCAUGCCCAUUGCCAAUGUGAUCAGAAUCAUGCGCAAGAUCCUGCCCCCGCAUGCCAAGAUCUCAGACGACGCCAAGGAAACAAUCCAAGAGUGUGUCUCAGAGUACAUCAGCUUCAUCACAGGGGAGGCCAAUGAGCGUUGCCAGCGUGAGCAGCGCAAGACCAUUACUGCCGAAGACGUGCUGUGGGCAAUGAGCAAGCUGGGGUUCGAUGACUACAUUGAGCCCCUCACUCUCUACCUCCACCGCUUCCGCGAGAUGGAGGGAGAUCGUGGCUCCAUGAGGGCCGAGACUUUGAUGAAGACUAGUAGCAGGGCAAUGACUGCGGCAGAGUAUCAUGCAGCUGCAGCAGGCUCUUUCGCUGGUUUUGCUCCUUUUCAUCACCAUGGCUUUUUCGGAUACUUGAAGGAUGCGUCCAUAUCCAAUGGGGCAGCUGGUACAUCUUUGUCCCAGCAGGCUAAUGCUGUUGCUGCAAUGGCAAAUGGUGAUCACCAGGCAUCACAUUCCCAGUAUGAUGAUAACAAUAAGUGAAAUAGUGUUGAAAACAAUAAGCAGUGCGUACGUUGCUUCAUGAACUACUAGCUAGUGAUCAUGAUGAGCACUGUUUUUAGUCACUACCAUGUACUGGUGAAAGAACCUAGCUAGCUUUAUUGGAUUUGGGGUGUUGUUGUUUAACAAACGCAAAUGCACAUUUUCAAUUUGCAAUUUGAUUUCAUUUGGUUGGAAGUGUGUCAGGCAUGUUUCUGAACUGGUGACCAAAAAAGGUCAAAAAAUAAAAAUACAAGCUAGCUAGCUCCCAGCGAGGAUCGAACUCGCGACCUUUCGCUUACGAAGCGAACGCAC
Molecule: messenger RNA, 1601 nt
Organism: Rosa chinensis
Lineage: Eukaryota; Viridiplantae; Streptophyta; Magnoliopsida; Rosales; Rosaceae
Product: nuclear transcription factor Y subunit B-6
Exons: 2
Coding region: 525-1289 (254 amino acids)
Biological process (GO): regulation of transcription by RNA polymerase II
Cellular component (GO): CCAAT-binding factor complex; nucleus
Molecular function (GO): RNA polymerase II cis-regulatory region sequence-specific DNA binding; protein heterodimerization activity; DNA-binding transcription activator activity, RNA polymerase II-specific
Source: RefSeq, a predicted model, not a curated record